This is a messenger RNA of Astyanax mexicanus (Mexican tetra), 5881 nucleotides long. RefSeq names its product un-named hu7910. The transcript is spliced from 9 exons. Lineage: Eukaryota; Metazoa; Chordata; Actinopteri; Characiformes; Acestrorhamphidae. Gene Ontology annotation, molecular function: protein binding; peptidyl-aspartic acid 3-dioxygenase activity. Gene Ontology annotation, biological process: peptidyl-aspartic acid hydroxylation. Gene Ontology annotation, cellular component: endoplasmic reticulum; membrane. The record is from RefSeq and is a predicted model, not a curated record. Bases 148 to 2454 code for a protein of 768 amino acids.
GUGGUGUGAUCACAGCAGCACUAAAAAUACCCAGAGGUCUAUAUCGAGUUGCAGCUGAGCCAGCGAGCACCGCUUCACAUGAGCAAAAAAAGACUUGCUUUUCCCUUGCAGUUUUCUUCAGCAGCGUUCGUCUAGAAAGCUGCGGGAAUGGCAGAAACUAAGGCGGACGGAGCAAACAUGGCAAACGUAACAGAGCCCCAGGCCGUACCUGCUGUCAGUAAAAGCCCCAAGAAGUCUGAGGGACAUUCUAUCUUCAGCUGGCUGAUCGUGCUGGCUCUGCUGGGUGCCUGGAUGUCAGUGGGUGUUGUGUGGUUUGACCUGGUUGACUACAGCAACAUCGUAGGUACACUGGGAGGAAUUUAUGAUGCAGAUGGUGACGGGGACUUUGAUGUGGACGAUGCCAAAGUUCUGAUGGGUUUGCCUGGCUGUUGCAAAGGCGAUGUCUCUGUGCAGAAUGUGAGCGCUGAUGCUUUAGCAGAUGAAGGCUCUGAUUGGUUGAAAAUCUCCCUGGCUCUCCUCUGUGAUGCACUGGUUCAGUGUGAGGGAGGAGACGAUGGAGAGGGUGUUGUGUUGGAGGAGAGGGGCGCUGAGUUUUCUCCGUUCGAAUCUGAAGACUCUGUGGAUAUGCCAAGAAAUAAAAGCCCUGUUCAAGAGAAAGCUCCAGUGACCACUAAGAAAAAAAAUGCAAGCAAAGCUGAAAAGCAUAAAGAAGUGGAAAAACAAAAGGAAGAUGAGAGAAGUAAAGAACCCUCUACCAGAGAAAUUGGGCAAAAGCUGAAGUCCGCUCUGAAGGAGCAGCUUCGGAUGAUCCAUGAGAAGAUUGAGGCUAAAAAGAUUGCUAAGCUAGCACUGGCUGAGGUCCGCACCAUUCUGGCUCGAGAGGAAGAGGAGAAGCAACUCAUCCUCGCUGCUAAGAAAGCCAAAGAGGAGCUUGAGGCACAAGAGCUCAAAGAAAGAUUAGCCAAGGAAAAGGCGGCAAGAGAGAAAGCAGAGCUAGAACGACUAGCCAAGGAAAAGGCAGAAAAAGAAAAGGCUGAAAAGGAAAGGAUAGCAAAAGAAAAGGCAGAGAAAGAGAGAGAAGAAAAAGAAAGGCUAGCUAAAGAACAAGCAGAAAAAGAGAGACUAGCUAAAGAAAAGGCAGAGAAAGAAAGGCUAGCUAAAGAACAAGCAGAAAAAGAAAGGCUAGCUAAGGAAAAGGCAGAAAAAGAGAGAGCAGAGAAAGAGAGGCUAGCUAAAGAGAAAGCAGAAAAAGAAAAGUUAGCUAAAGAACAAGCAGAAAAAGAAAGGCUAGCUAAGGAAAAGGCAGAAAAGGAAAGGCUAGCUAAAGAACAAGCAGAAAAAGAGAGACUAGCUAAGGAAAAGGCAGAAAAGGAGAGGCUAGCUAAAGAACAAGCUGAAAAGGAGAGGCUAGCUAAGGAAAAGGCAGAAAAGGAGAGAGCAGAAAAAGAACGGCUGGCAAAAGAAAAGGCAGAGAAAGAAAGACUAGCCAAAGAACAAGCAGAAAAAGAGAGACUAGCUAAGGAAAAAGCAGAAAAAGAAAGGCUAGCCAAAGAACAAGCAGAAAAAGAGAGGCUAGCUAAAGAAAAGGCAGAAAAAGAGAGGGCAGAGAAAGAAAGGCUGGCAAAAGAAAAGGCAGAGAAAGAGAGGCUUGCCAAAGAGCAAGCAGAAAAAGAGAGGCUAGCUAAAGAAAAGGCAGUAAAAGAGAGAGCUGAGAAAGAAAGGCUAGCUAAAGAACAAGCUGAAAAAGAGAGACUAGCUAAGGAAAAGGCUGAAAAAGAAAGGCUAGCUAAGGAACAAGCAGAAAAGGAGAGGUUAGCUAAAGAAAAGGCAGAGAAAGAAAGACUAGCUAAAGAAAAGGCAGAGAAAGAAAGACUAGCUAAAGAAAAGGCAGAAAAGGAGAGGCUAGCUAAAGAAAAGGCAGAAAAAGAGAGAGCAGAGAAAGAAAGGUUAGCUAAAGAACAAGCAGAAAAAGAGAGACUAGCUAAAGAAAAAGCUGAAAAAGAAAGGCUAGCUAAAGAAAAGGCUGAAAAAGAAAGGCUAGCUAAAGAAAAGGCAGAAAAAGAAAGGCUAGCUAAAGAAAAGGCAGAAAAAGAAAGGCUAGCUAAAGAACAAGCAGAGAGGGAAAGACUAGCCAAAGAAAAGGCUGAAAAAGAGAGAGCAGAAAAGGAAAGGCUAGCCAAAGAAAAAGCUGAGAAAGAAAAGGCUGAAAAAGAAAGACUUGAGAAGGAGAGACUGGCUAAAGAAAAGGCUGAAAAGGAGAAGGCAGAAAAAGAAAAACUUGAAAAGGAAAGAAAGGAAAAGGAGAAAGCAGAAAAAGAAAAGCUCAUCAAAGAAAAAGAAGAGAAGGAGAAGGCUGAACGAUUGAAGGAGAAGAAAGAUGAAAGGAAUGGCAAAGAGGAGAAAGUGUCUACAAGAGGUCUGCUGAAAUCUUCAAUCAGGAAGAACAAAGAAUGAUGAGACAUGGGAAGAUAAACCCGGCAUAAAAUAAAGCUUGUCAGGAUUGGAAGAAUCUGUGGAAAUAAAUCAAGUUGGUUUUAAACAGGGUUGGAUUUAACCUACUCGGACAUGGGAAAUGUAAGAUUUAGUAAAUUCUCUCACAUGAAUCUAAAGAUAUAACUAAAUCUUAAGUAAAUGUUAGACUGAACAUACUGUACACGCAGACGUAAUGCAGUAAAGUACAGUGUAGAUCACGUGUGUGUUCAGGUUCUUUGGUGUAGGCUUGAGCUGGUGUCAGCGUUCUCAUAGCCUAUAAUGGUUGGAGUACAGUAAUAAAAGGGAGUGGUGCUUUUGAGGUGGUGAACUUUUGAUAAUAUUAUGAACAUCUAAAAAUUUAUAUAAGAAACAUUUGACAUUCUUGAUUACUGUUGUUUGUUGUUAUUAUUAGCCUUUGUGAAAUUGUCAGCAUGUCAAGCAGCAAUGAUUUCUUUUUUAUGGGAUGUUAGAAUCUCCCUUUUCUCCUUUUGUUAUAUUACAGACUGUAAGACAUAGUAAGCCUAAACUUAAAUAUGUUUUAUAAACUUAUAUACACUGAAUCAAGUAUUCAGCCUUUUUGCUCAGAAUUAAAAGACUAAUCAUGGUGGUUAGUUAUAAGCAUGAUUUGGCAAACUUGGAUUUGGGAAUUUUUAUCCCUUUUCCCUUUGGAACGAACUUGUGGUUGUAGGGUCAUUUCCAGAUUCCAGUCAGUCAAGUUUAUCUACUCAAUGUGGCUGUUUGCUAAAAUGCUUGGGUAGAUUUGAUGAUAGAAGUUAUAUUAUUACUAUAUUGAAAUAUUAUGUCAGAUAAGAGAAAAUAAAUAAUUUAAUUUUAUAAUAAUUAUAAUAUUAUAAUAUAAAUAUUAUAAAAGACGAAAAAAUCUAAACUAAAAAAAUCUAAAUAUUUUAUGAAAGUUAUGAAUUUAAAGAAAAGGCAGGUAAAUACUUUUUAUGUUUUUGUUUUAAUGUAAAUGUACUUUUUAAAAAUAUUGAAACUGUUAGUGGAGUUGAUUUGAUUUUCUGUAUUGCUGAGUCACUUUGUUAACCUGCUAUUAACUUUUAUUUCUGCUAUUUUCAACAGCAGUAAUGUUCCCAGGUCAAAUUGACCCUGUGUUUAAGCAUGUUUUGGGUACCAAUGUAAAGGUUGAUACUAAACUUUUUUGUCCAUAAACAUUGUUUUUUUGCUUAGUUAUAAAAAUAUAAUUAGUACUUUACAUAAUCCCCUUACAGAUUAUAUUUCUAAAUGAAUAAACAAAUAUUUACUCUUUAAAGCUUUCAUUACUACUUCUUAAAUUGACUAGAACAGUCAGUUCAUAAUACAUAAUAAAUAAAUAUAAAAUAGGUUUCAUAUUAAACAUAUGAAAUAAUAAAUAUAAUAAAUAAAUUACAAUAAAUAAAAAUAUGUUUGACAUUAAUAUUACUUUUAUAAAAACAUAAGGUUUAGAUUAGAUUACAGUAGAAAUGUUUAAUUUACAUAAGUUUAUUAUACCAGUUAAGCCUGGCUAUAAGUGAAAGGUUUCAUGCUCCAAAAAUGUUUGAAGAGUUUGAAAAUAUUGAUGGCCUGCUCUUUUUUUUAUUAUCAGCAGCCAAAAUAAUGUUAUUUAUAUGCUUUGUUUUUUUUUGUUCAAAGUGAGAAAAUGCCAUCUUAAGAGUUCCUUCUUGUAUUUCAUGGUGCUGGUCUUGGUUUUCCUUAAUUAAUAUUUGUGUUGUUACGAUAUUCAAGACAGUAAGUCACUUUUUGUUUAUUAUUUUAUUAUUUGUAUUAUUGUAGUACAUGUGGUUUACAGAUAUACUUUAAUCUGUAUGUUACCUGAAUGCUGUAACAAUGGAUAAACUGUAUUUUGAGUGAAAAAGUCCAGGGGGGGUGAACUGUGAUAUCUGGGGGACUGGUGUCCAACACAGUUUGGUGAUGGCCUCCUGUCCACACCUUCUAAACACUUUCUAAUGACCCCAGGUUUACCCUAUUCAUUUGAUUAGUGCCACCACAUGGAGUAAUGAAGCAGUAACUGGGGUGCUAGUCUUAGUAGGGCUGCAACGAUUAGUCGAUAUAAUCGAAAAUGUUUAAAAUUCUUGACUAAUCAUUCAUUUGUAACAGUACCACAUUACACAAGCUCCUGGGGACAGAAGCACGAUGGGAGAUGGGUAAAUGGCUUACUCACACAGGUUACACUCAACUUAGUCUUCAAAAGUGACGAAACACAACAGAAUUACAUAUUUAAUCACUAAAUAUUAGUACUUUCCAUGUUUAAACAACAUAUAGACAUUUAAAUGGCUUUUAAAUCUCAUGUUCAGCUGUUUCUAUCAUUUUUAGAGAUGGAGGAGAUGGCAGAAAUAAUCGUUGACUCAUCAAAAAAAUAAUCAAUAGAUUAGUUGACUAAUUAGUUGAUUAGUUGCAGCCCUAAGUCUUAGGGAGUUUAGAGUGCCUAUGUUUCAAUAAUGAUAUUAAUAGUUGACUCCACACAUUGAUACCAUACAGUAUUAUUAUAUAUGAUAUAUGAUCAUAUCAAUAUUUUAUCCCACCCCUACUGGUGAGGCAACCAGUUUUUAAACCAGCCCCCCCAGGACUGGAGUUUACAAUUCCUGAUAUAGUUAGUUGUUCUAGAUGAGCAGUAUUUAUCCUAAAUAGUAUUCGACAAGUGUUCAGGACACCAGUAAAAUACUGUGCUGUCACAACUGUGAACUUGUAAUUUCAUGACACCUAUAAUUUAAUGUUUAUUGUUUUAUUGAAACUGUUGUAUUACUUAUGCUAGGACCUGACUGAUACAUUGGUUGGCUGAUAAUAUGAGCCCAUGUUGAGGUCCUGUAGAUUUUUUGAUGUUUUUUGAUGUCAAAUUUGCCAGUAGCCAGAUGCACCAGCUGAAUUUAGGUUUCAGUUAGGAUGUAAAUUGUUUCAGUUGAAAGUAGUGUUUAGCAUUAGCGCAAAUGUACAGAAUUCUGGUUGCACCAAUAAUUAUUAUUUUUUUGCGUCAUUGUUACUUUUAGACAGUAGAUUUAUUAUUAGUAUUUAGGGUGAUGCUUUUCACAGACUGAAGCCAAGAGGGCGUAGAUUGGAAACACGUAUGAUCUUGAUACCCAGUAAAGUUGCUCAUGUUUCUCUUUCUCUGCUGUAUAAAUACAUCACUUACAUACAUGUCACUGUCUGUUUUAGUCUCUUAUCAAAGAAAUUAACUUACUCAAAGUUGUGCUUUACAGUAAGGGGAUGUUCCCAUAGUACCCAUCUACUCUUUGUUCUGUUCUGCUGCUGGGAACUGUGAUUCAGGAAGUGUUUAUAUGCAAAUCAUUCAACAGUAAUCAGCUGUCACAGUACAUAACGUCAGAUUCUACAUGCCGUGAUCCGCACAUACCAAUUUUCUGCUGCAGUGCACUUUUGUUGUGAUGAGCAGUGAAAAUAAACUUGGCUUUAACUGGGA